Hymenoscyphus albidus is the source of this 1854-nucleotide messenger RNA. Lineage: Eukaryota; Fungi; Ascomycota; Leotiomycetes; Helotiales; Helotiaceae. The record is from the annotation of a GenBank genome assembly.
AUGAAGACCCGUCCGUGGGCUUGUUUCCAUCCCCUCCUCCUGGUUUUGACCUUGGUCAACCUUGUUACAAUGUCCUCCAGUGCUAUCGUCGCCUCCACAGUCGUCGCACCUGUCUUCACGGUCGUCCAGACUGCUACAAUUGUCGCCAUCCCUGGAAUCUCUUCUACGUUCACGAACUUUGGUAGUCCAUCUGCUAUUAUGUAAGUCUAUUAAUGUCUCCAAAGACCUAGAAAAAUACUAACACUAUCUUCUCUUUGUAGACCACGCCCACCAUCACCAACCGUACCGGCGCCACCCUCUUUCUCUGGUACCUUGACAGCACCUUUGGUAUUUCUGACUAGCGCCUCUUCUGAGCCUAGUACAUCUAUUUCGCUUCCAAAUCUGUCAUCAACAGUACCUGGCUUCCGUCUAACGUCAACAAGUACGACAAAACCAAGUAGUUCAUCUGCUUCGAGUACCUUCUUGACCUCAACCACAACCCCUUCAUCUUCUUCGCUGGUUACGACGGAGAAUCCUUCAUCAACUGUCACUCCCGUUCCAAGCAAUACUUCAAAAGCACCUGUCAUAGCCGGGUCCACUGUAGGUGGCGCUGCAGCUCUUGGUGUUCUUCUUAUUGGUCUGUGGUAUUUAUUGAAGAAGAGAAAGAGCGUACAGAAAACUGCUAGCUCGUGGAUCGGCAACAAUGGUUCUCGUCGUUCCCGAACUUCUGAUAUUGAACGCGGCCAUGAAUUGAGAAACAUACGAACGACUCCUGGCACUACAGGUCCUACCAAUGAGAGAGAAAUGCGACCAAACGGUCCACUCAGUACCGUUGGAACUAUCUCUACGUUUGCACCGACAUUGCCGCCUUUUUCUCCCAACCAAACCUUCUGGCCUGUUCCUCCUUACCCCACUGGCGGAAAUUCCUCUACAAUUAAUACAAAGCCCAAUAUUGUAGCUGCCCCUGAAACACCACCUCGUCCUCGUCGCUCUGAUGAGCUUCAUCUCACCGAUGCUGAGCUUCUUCUGAAGCGAAAAAUGGAGAAGCGAGCACCACCAACGGCGAAGAAUCAUUACCCUGGCCGACAAUUAACACCUGCCGCUCAAGCCGUCCUGGAUAGAAAUAGGUCUCCAAAGCCACCGAGAUGGUUCUCAAAGCCUGCCGGUGCCCGUUGGGAGGUUAUCCGUCAAAUACAGGAAUAUGGCACGUAUUCUCCGUACGAUGAAGACUCAAACGAUGUUACUCAGUUGCCGUAUCCAACGUCGGAUCGUGAUCUUUCUCCGGAACCACUGAAUGUUGUCAAAAUGUCGUCUCGCAAAAAGGAGGUAUCCGAUCCGUACACCCCUACUCGUCCACCAACUCGGGGAAAGGCUUUUUCACGAACACCACGCGGAAAAAUGGCAACGGACCUAUAUUCUGACGAAUCCGACGAUGAUACCAAGGAAAAAGCCCGCACCGAUGCACUGGCAGCUCUCGAAGGAAACUCGCCAUACCUUACAACCGAUCGGGCGAUGCGUAGAGAGCUCAUUGGUGUGCAAAGGCCACCACAGCCAAUCUUCAAGAAUCCCAGCUAUGGAAAACCCCUUGGGCAUCGCCGUGUUUCAUCUACCGGUAAUUUGAACGUACCAAAGCCCGAAAUGUCGAAUUUAUCACCAUCUGGACCUCUUACACGACAGAUUUCGCGCCCAUUGGGCGGUAUCACGUCAUUUUACAGCAGAAAGUCCAAUGGAGAGCCCUUUUCCGACUCGCUAGAUGACGUUAAUUUCGAGGAAUAUAGGCACAAUGAGGGUAGAAGGAUGGCAAAUAGUACAGAAUUGGGUCAUUUGAAUGACGGGCGUAUGCCACAUAGCUAUGAAGUACAGAAACGCCAUUAG